This is a messenger RNA of Penicillium angulare, 798 nucleotides long. Its product is annotated as DUF218 domain protein. NCBI's taxonomy places the organism in Eukaryota, Fungi, Ascomycota, Eurotiomycetes, Eurotiales, Aspergillaceae. The record is from RefSeq and is a predicted model, not a curated record. The transcript has 4 exons. The coding region runs from base 1 to 798 and encodes 265 amino acids. Gene Ontology annotation, cellular component: cytoplasm.
AUGGAUCAUCUUAUAAUUGUCUGCUGCCAUGCUAUUUACGCUGGGGGUCCAGCCCAUGGGCUUGCCGAAGAUGAGUGGUUUAUCGAGGAGUUCCAAGAAGGAGAAACACCAACAUUCAUACAACACGCGAUAGCUGGGCUGAAGGCAUUGUCUGAAGAUCCCCGCGCAUUGCUUGUUUUCUCUGGGGGACCGACUAAGAAGUUAAGGACAAACCUCUGUGAGGGGCAGUCGUAUCUUAACCUAUGCAAAGAAAAUAAUUAUUUCCAAGAUACAUCAAGCGUCUCGGAUAUAGACCCGUCCAGACUUAUCACAGAGGAUCAUGCAACGGAUUCCUACCAGAAUGUUCUCUUUUCAGUGCUUCGCUUCAGGUCACAAGCUGGUAGUUAUCCACGUCGAGUGACAGUCGUGACUCACGAGUUCAAGAGAGCCAGAUUCAUGGAAUACCACUUUCCCGCCCUGGGGUUAGUGCCUUGGACUCGAGAGGGCAAGGCAGAGGGUAAUGUCCUUGUUUCAGUGAUUGGCAUAAAUCCACCUGAAGAGGUCACUCCAUUGGAAUCGCUGGUGAGAGGGGAAUCAGGCAAAGGCAUUGGGCUAUGGAAAAAUGAUCUAUACGGAAAUGGUCCAGAAUUGGCCAGCAAGAGAGCCCAGAGAGGCUGGCUAGAAACUGACAAUUGUCUUUUCCUGCAUGCGAAUCUUGAGGAAGUGGUUGAGCAAUUGGUAUGCUGGAAUAGUGGAGAAGGAAAUGACUUGUUCCCCAGGAUGGAAGAAUUACCUUGGUAUUAUGGCCGUUCAACCUAA